Messenger RNA from Leptinotarsa decemlineata (Colorado potato beetle), 1526 nucleotides. It is a transcript of the gene beta4GalT7, whose product is annotated as beta-1,4-galactosyltransferase 7. Gene Ontology annotation, cellular component: Golgi apparatus. Gene Ontology annotation, biological process: carbohydrate metabolic process; proteoglycan biosynthetic process. Gene Ontology annotation, molecular function: xylosylprotein 4-beta-galactosyltransferase activity. Lineage: Eukaryota; Metazoa; Arthropoda; Insecta; Coleoptera; Chrysomelidae. The record is from RefSeq and is a predicted model, not a curated record.
UAAAAACGAAGAAGAAUUGUGAUUUGAGUUUUUAACAUUUGUGGGUGGUUGGGAAAGAGGAAAGAUCAAGAAAAUGUUUUGAAAAUAUUUUUACUUAUACUAGACGAUAUGGAAAAAAUCUUUUAUAGAAAUAAAAUAAUUUCAUAUUACGAUGGCUGAAAUGAGCCGAGUGCGAAUAAAAUGACAAUGCGUGUGAAAACCGCGCCUCUAACUUAUACUAUUCUCCUUACUGUAAUAGUUUCUGUGAUAUUCCUUAUAUCCGUAGUAGUAAGCUUUAUUUCAUUAUCAAAUGAUCAAUGCAAUUGUUCAACGGCCAAGGUGAAAUACGAACUUGUACCACAAAAUAGAAAAAAAUUGAUAAGUAAUAAGCACAAACUCGCAGUAUUAGUUCCUUACAGAGAGCGAUUCGAAGAACUCUUGGAGUUUGCACCGUAUAUGAAUCGUUUUCUUGACAGUCAGAACGUCGAUCACGACAUUUUCAUUCUAAACCAAGUGGACCAGUUCAGAUUCAAUAGAGCCUCACUCAUCAAUGCCGGAUUCCUGCAAGUCAAAAAUGACUACGAUUAUGUGGCCAUGCACGACGUGGACUUGCUGCCUCUGAACCCGAACUUACGCUACACUUAUCCAGAGCAGCCUCUUCAUUUGGCAGCCCCGAAUUUGCACCCAAAGUACCACUAUGAGAAGUUCAUCGGAGGGAUUUUACUGAUUAACAGUAAGCAAUUGGAAUUGGUGAAUGGCUUAUCAAAUAGAUAUUGGGGAUGGGGUUUGGAAGACGAUGAAUUUUAUGUUCGUUUGAAGGACGCUCGUCUCAACGUUACUAGACCUGAAAAUAUCACCUCUGGGGUCAACGACACUUUCAGGCACAUUCAUGGAAAAGAAAGGAAGCGGGAUUCUACGAAAUGCUUCAAUCAGCGUGAAGUGACUAGACGGAGAGACAGACACACUGGCCUGCACGAUGUCAAAUUUGACGUUGUCAGCCGUAAAAACAUGGAAAUCGAUGGGGCACCUUUGUUGAUAAUAAAUAUACGUUUACAUUGUAAUCGAACCGCUACGCCGUGGUGUGAUUGCUCUACAAAAAAGGGGGACCAGAAAGGCUGAGGCAAAAAGUAGUCUCUCCAAAUUCAUAAGAGUAUAAUUUUAUCUGGAAAUGUUUUCCUGGAAAACCAAUUGUUUUAUCUCGAUUGCAUUCGUCUUGUACAUGUUGUGCAAUGGCGUGAAAUUAAUAUUUUUUCGUGUAUGUCUUGGUGUUGUGCAAUAAUUUGAAACUUUUAGUAUAAUUCUUCCCUUGGUGCCAAUAAACCAUUGAAAUUACUUCACAGGCCAUAUGUACGAGGUGAUUUCAAAGCUAUUGAUUAUAGGAUAUUAUUAACUUGAUUAUUUUAGUAAAUCCCUUUUAAAUAGUACACACACUUUAAACUCUCGAAUUAUUUUUUAAUGGUUAUACAAAUGUAGGACAUUUUUAUUAAUUUGAACAGUGAAACCUUUUAUUACUGUUUCACGAAAUGAAUAAAAAAUUUUUAUCAGUU